Molecule: messenger RNA, 948 nt
Organism: Antrostomus carolinensis (chuck-will's-widow)
Lineage: Eukaryota; Metazoa; Chordata; Aves; Caprimulgiformes; Caprimulgidae
Product: G-protein coupled receptor 35
Exons: 1
Coding region: 1-948 (315 amino acids)
Biological process (GO): positive regulation of Rho protein signal transduction; chemokine-mediated signaling pathway; phospholipase C-activating G protein-coupled receptor signaling pathway
Cellular component (GO): plasma membrane
Molecular function (GO): chemokine receptor activity
Source: RefSeq, a predicted model, not a curated record
AUGGAGAACUGCACCAAAGAUGACAACAUGCUGCAGAAUGGCAUUGUGCUUUUUCAACUGAUCAUCUACAUCCCAGUGCUCUUUUUGGGGAUCCCACUGAACACAAUUGCCUUCUGGGUCUUCUGCUGCAAACUCAAGAGGUGGACCGAGACCAGAGUGUACAUGAUCAACCUCAUGGUCGCAGACAGUUUCCUGCUCUUUGCCCUGCCUUUCUUGAUAUAUUUUACCAAGUAUGACCAUCCCAUGGACAAGCUAUGCUUUGCUGUACAGAACAUCUAUUUUACAAACAUGCCUAUGAGCAUCCUUAUCAUCACCCUGAUUGCAAUUGAUCGAUACAUUGCAAUCAAGUUCCCUCUAAAAGCAAAGAUUCUUCGAUCACCACUGAAAUCAGCUUCUAUCUGUGGGUUUCUUUGGAUAACGCUGAUAAUUUAUUCCUACUUUCGUCCAAACUUUCAUGCAAGAAAGGAAAAAUAUUGCCUUCAGAAACAAUCUAUUCAACCUAAUUAUUCAACAUUAUUCUCCAUUAUCUUUGGGUAUUUUAUUCCCUUAGGGACUGUGAUUUUUUGCUCAGUACAAGUCAUCAAAUGUCUCAAGAAGAAGAUGGUCACGAGCCCUCACGAGACAAAGUUAAUCGGGAAAGCAAUCCACAUUGUUUCUGUGAAUUUGUGUGUGUUUGUCGUAUGUUUUUCACCUUUCUACAUCACAUUGCUCUUGCGGUUUGCAGUAGAUGUUGUUGGAGCUUGUUCUCUGCUCUCAGAAGUUAGAGCCUCUAUUCAGAUCUGUGCGUGCUUAGCAAAUUUUAACUGCUGUUUGGAUGCAUUUUGCUAUUACUUUGCAGCCAAGGAAUUUCAAGAAUUUCCUUCUCUGUUCCCCAUUUGUAUAUCAAUGAGGUCCAAGAUGAACCAAAGCCAAGAGUCACAGCCACCCACAGAUCAAGUCAUGACAUAA